AUGAAUAACCAAGAAUUUGAAAAAUACUUACAGGAAAUUGAAGACCCAAAAAAUAAUCGUGAAAUAAAUUAUGGCCUACCCAAAAACCCCGAUUCCUUACAAAUAACCAAAUACAAACUUUGCAAAAAAAUCCUCGGUUAUAAGUUAGUUAAUAAUCUCACCCGAGAGCAAAUAGCCGAGAAAAUUAAUCUUAGUCUAGCUGAAACUGAGGAUAUCCUUUUCUGUUGUAUUGAAAAAUUCACACUUGAUAGAUUACUAGUUUAUGCCAGCCGUUUACUUUUUCCGUUCGAAGUAAAUAUUGACGCAGUUACUAACGAAUUAAUUUUAGAAAUAUUAGAAACAGAAUUAAAUGGAGAGGUUUUAGAACCUACUAAAUAUCAAGGCCGAUGA
Messenger RNA from Racocetra fulgida, 390 nucleotides. NCBI's taxonomy places the organism in Eukaryota, Fungi, Glomeromycota, Glomeromycetes, Diversisporales, Gigasporaceae. The record is from the annotation of a GenBank genome assembly.